This is a messenger RNA of Python bivittatus (Burmese python), 1836 nucleotides long. Lineage: Eukaryota; Metazoa; Chordata; Lepidosauria; Squamata; Pythonidae. The record is from RefSeq and is a predicted model, not a curated record.
AUGACCAAAACAGAUAGAAAUGUGGCACAUUCUAUUGAAAAUCUGGAUGCUGGUGUUGCAAAUGAAUAUAUUUCUGAGAGUACUGAAAAUAUCAACAAUACAAUCUAUGAGGAAGAUUACUUGACAAAUAAAGGAAUAAGUAAAGAGUUUAAACAACAAAUUAAAAUUACUUGUGAGAAAACUGCAAAUAACCAUUUGAAAUCUGAAAUGGAUUCUGUGUUGUUACAAGCAAUAAAUACAGUCUUCCAUGAUGGUGGUCUGGAUAAGUAUGAUGAUACUAGUAAAGCAGAAAAAACAUCACCAAAACAUAGCAUGGAUUGUAUACCCUCCAGUAAGAAUACAGGUGUAAAUAUUCAUAUUGAUGAGAACAUUAAUAAUUUACUUCUGAUAAGAACUUUAAGUACUGAAAAUUCAGCUACAGAUAUAAAUGAAAUGCCAAGCAAAUACUUCGAUAAAUAUAGUUCCAAGUUGAAAGAAGUGAAUACAAACAAGGUUUUGCUCCUGGACCCUGAAAAUAUAUAUGAAUCUGAAAUUGGAGACAUGAAAGUUAACAAAGUUGCCAAAGACAAACAGAAACGCUUCCAUACUUCCAAAGCCAAUAGUAAGCAAUUUAUUGAAUUUUUUAAUGAAGAGAAGGUUUUGCUUACAGAAAGAAAAAAAUCAUUGAAUACAGUUAUGAGGAAAAUAACUGUGGAAGAAAGCACAAAAAAAUCACAUUCCUUGCUCAUGAAGACAACAGAAGAUUUAAUAAACAGAAAUGGAAGGCUAUCCUUUGACGUUCCAGUUAUGGAUGAAAAAACAGAAUACUUAAAUUUAUCAAGUGUAUGUGAAGAUGGAGUUCAAAUAAUGCCUUUCUUUUUGAAAGAAAGCCCACUCUCACAAGAAGUAAGAACUGCUCAGAGCUCAAGAAAAAUUGAUGAGGCUAUAAACAUGCAUAUUGAUGUAAGACAAGAAACACCAGGUAAGAAAGUAUUUAAAUGUUUUGGCACUGUAAAAUUAUAUGAAAAUAAAUUGCAGUUGUUACCAUUUCCUCUUUGUCGAUCAGUUUCCGCCUGCAGUAGUGGAAUUGCUGACUCUUUGAAUACCGGAACUAUUAAUCCAAUCCCCGAGAGAAAUCCCAGUGAAGAAUGGAAUGCAAUAGCAAAGAGUUUUUAUGAUCCUUCUUUUCCCACAGAACGCGUAAGUCAAUUAAAAAUAUUGCAGAGCAGACCUUACAAUACCAUUCUUCCAAAGUUGGAACAGAAUGGGGAAAAUUGUAUUCAUCUACAAGAAAGGGGCAUAGGUGAAUAUAGUGCCAAGAUCAUGGCCCAGAAAACAGCUAUAUCAUUCUUGUGCAAAAUAAUAAAUGUUGUUCCACCCUCUCAGAGAUGUCUCAAUGCUAUUCUCUUGUCAAAAUGGUCCUGCUUCAAAUUUCAGAAUAUACGUAAUGGCAUCAGCAAACGUCUGGUCACAACAGAGAUUCUAUCACAGCCACAAAUGAAGUCAAUACAGCUUCUGCUCUCUGAAGUCAAUACAGCUACUGUAAAAGGGCGCUUACAGAGCGCUGAUGAAAAAGACUGGAAUUCACAAAAUGUCUUCAUGAAUACCCAAAUCAGUAAAACUGAAAAGUUAUUGUAUUUAGAAAAGCUCUGCCAGUCCAGAAAGAGAAAGUAUGAAUAUUUGGAAAAAGCAGUGACAUCAGGAAAAACAGAAAUGUAAUUGUUCCUAAAUGUAUGUGGUCUGCUGUUCUUAUGUUUCUGUUAUAUUCAGCGUUAAAAAUAACACCUUAUGAAGUGAGUACUUUGAAGUUGGACUGCUCUGAUAAUGUGGAGUCCUUGGGGUUCUCUGAGCUUGGUU